Messenger RNA from Moneuplotes crassus, 983 nucleotides. NCBI's taxonomy places the organism in Eukaryota, Ciliophora, Spirotrichea, Euplotida, Euplotidae. The record is from the annotation of a GenBank genome assembly.
GAAAAGCCAACAUGGACCAUAAAUCCCAGGAUGAGGAAGAUUUAGCUUCUGGAAAAACCUCUAUAAAACAAAAAGAAAUCAAACAUCUUCCAGAUGUAUAUAUAUACUCUAUAAACAGUGAAGAAGAAUCCUUAUCAGAUGAAACCAAGAACAGAAGUCAACUUAACCAAAACUUCAGCUCUCUUAUUCCUAACCCUAAUCUAAACCUUGCUGAUAUCCAAAUAGAGGAAGAGAAGUCAUUUCCCUAUCAAUCCUCGGAUCCCUCCCCUUCCUCUAUAAGCAUUCCAAGCCCAGUUUCCUCACCACCCCCUGUACCUAUUGAAGAUCCUUCGAAAAGACUAAAACUUGAUGAAGGAGAGACAAAUUCAAUGCAAAAUAAUGAUAAGAUGAAACAGCUAUCUUUUAGUGGAUCAACAGAAAGCACUUUGAGAAAAUGUUCAUCAGCUGAUAUCCUCCAAACUAUUGUGCAUACUCAAGAUUCACUUCUCAAAGUACAAUCCCUAUCCAUAAAGAGUUCAUUCACCUACAUUGAUGGCCAAUCCAAGUCUCAUUUCAGUAAAGGACAACUUACUAGUAAAGACCAAUCUCAUUCAUUUUCUCAGCUCAGCUUUAAUUCAGAAAACUAAGUACUUAACAGCAGAUGCAAUGAGGAAAGGAUUUCAUGAAGUAUACUCUGUGAAAGACUUGUCUUCAUAGUGAAGUGAACACUCACUUCAAAUUGGAUUAUGAAGGCGUAUUGAUUCUGCUCUACGAGUUCGCAAAUAGCUAUAAUUGCCUUCCAAGGAGGGUUGCUAACUAGCGACUGUAGAUCUCAGCGGAUGUCAUCAGCUUAAAUCUUCAGUGUCAAUGUGGCUCAUGUUUUAAGAUAGUCUCAGACUAUUCCACUACCAAACCUACUCCAAGCUAUGCUCUUAUUUAUUUGAUCGUAGCAUGAAUUAGUCAGCCAUUUAUUUACAUUUGAAGUUUUAACUCAUAAUUCACCU